Molecule: messenger RNA, 390 nt
Organism: Didymodactylos carnosus
Lineage: Eukaryota; Metazoa; Rotifera; Eurotatoria; Philodinida; Philodinidae
Source: the annotation of a GenBank genome assembly
AUGGUAAUGCUUUCACGCGAAAAUACUUCAGCCGACGUACUUAAGCCUACUGCCGGAGUAGAAGAAGAACUGGUACUUGAUAUUGAAGUAGACGUUGUAGUGGUAGUCUCAGUGGUACUCGAUAUUGAACUUGAAGUAGUAGUCGAUGUUUCAGUUAUGAUAAAUGUUUCGAUAGAAGUGCUAGUAGUCGAUCUUGAACUAGUGGUACUUGAUGAUGUGGUACACGUUGUAUUAGUACCCUCAGUGGUAGUCGAUGUUGAAGUAGACGUUGUAGCAGUAGUCGAUGUUAUACUUGAAGUUGUAGUCGAUGUUGAACUGCUGGUACGCGACGAUGUGGUAGACGCUGUACUAGUACUCUCUAAAAAAAUGAUGCUGGACAGAAUCUUUUAG